This is a messenger RNA of Peromyscus maniculatus bairdii (prairie deer mouse), 8702 nucleotides long. NCBI's taxonomy places the organism in Eukaryota, Metazoa, Chordata, Mammalia, Rodentia, Cricetidae. The record is from RefSeq and is a predicted model, not a curated record.
CCUGUUCCAGAAUGAAUGUUACGGGAAGUUUCAGAGAAGCUGAACAAGUACAAUUUGAACAGUCACCCACCUUUGAAUGUACUGGAGCAGGCUACUAUAAAACAGUGUGUGGUGGGGCCGAAUCACGCUGCCUUUCUUCUUGAGGAUGGCAGAAUUUGUAGGAUUGGUUUUUCAGUACAACCAGACAGACUGGAAUUGGGUAAACCUGAUAAUAAUGAUGGGUCAAAACUGAGCAGCAGCAGCUCGGGGGCAGGGAGGACGUCCAGACCUGGCAGGACAAGUGACUCUCCGUGGUUUCUCUCAGGCUCGGAGACUCUGGGCAGGCUGGCAGGCAACACUCUGGGGAGCCGCUGGAGUUCUGGAGUGGGCGGAAGUGGAGGAGGAGGUUCCUCUGGCAGAUCAUCUGCUGGGGCUCGUGACUCCCGGCGACAGACGCGAGUCAUUCGGACAGGACGGGAUCGGGGGUCAGGACUUCUGGGCAGCCAGCCCCAGCCAGUUAUCCCAGCAUCCGUCAUCCCUGAGGAGCUGAUUUCACAGGCCCAGGUUGUUUUACAAGGCAAGUCCAGGAGUGUCAUUAUUCGAGAACUUCAGCGGACAAACCUGGACGUAAACCUUGCUGUAAAUAAUUUGCUCAGCCGAGACGAUGAAGACGGAGACGAUGGGGAUGAUACGGCCAGCGAAUCUUACCUGCCUGGAGAGGAUCUUAUGUCUCUGCUUGAUGCUGACAUUCACUCUGCCCACCCAAGUGUCAUUAUCGAUGCUGAUGCCAUGUUCUCUGAGGACAUUAGCUAUUUUGGUUACCCUUCUUUUCGUCGUUCAUCACUUUCUAGGCUAGGCUCAUCUCGAGAGAGAGACUCCGAGCUUUUGCGGGAACGGGAAUCUGUUCUGCGUUUGCGGGAACGAAGGUGGCUUGAUGGAGCCUCAUUUGAUAAUGAAAGGGGCUCUACCAGUAAAGAAGGAGAGCCAAACCAGGACAAGAAGAACACACCUGUCCAAAGUCCAGUGUCCCUGGGGGAAGAUUUACAAUGGUGGCCUGAUAAGGAUGGAACAAAAUUUACGUGCAUUGGGGCUCUGUAUUCUGAGCUUCUCGCUGUCAGUAGUAAAGGAGAGCUUUAUCAGUGGAAAUGGAGUGAGUCUGAACCCUACAGGAACGCCCAGAAUCCUUCACUACAUCAUCCACGAGCAGCAGUUUUGGGGCUGACCAAUGAAAAGAUCGUCCUCCUGUCUGCAAACAGCAUAAGAGCCACUGUGGCUACUGAGAACAACAAGGUUGCUACAUGGGUGGAUGAGACUUUAAGUUCCGUGGCUUCUAAGUUAGAGCACACGGCGCAGACUUACUCUGAACUUCAAGGAGAACGGAUAGUUUCUUUACAUUGCUGUGCCCUUUAUACCUGUGCCCAGCUGGAGAAUAAUUUAUAUUGGUGGGGUGUUGUCCCUUUUAGUCAAAGGAAGAAAAUGUUAGAGAAAGCUAGAGCAAAAAAUAAAAAGCCUAAAUCCAGUGCUGGUAUUUCCUCCAUGCCAAACAUCACUGUUGGAACUCAGGUGUGCUUAAGAAAUAAUCCUCUUUAUCAUGCUGGAGCAGUGGCAUUUUCAAUCAGUGCUGGAAUUCCUAAAGUUGGUGUCUUAAUGGAGUCAGUUUGGAAUAUGAAUGAUAGCUGUAGAUUUCAACUGCGGUCUCCAGAGAGUCUGAAAAGUAUGGAAAAAGCCAGCAAAACCAUUGAAACAAAGGGCACCGUGCAGGCCUCAGCAGACAGCAGGGUACCCCCAGUGCCCUACAAACGACGUCGAUCAACUCCUGCCCCGAAGGAAGAGGAAAAGGUGAACGAAGAGCAGUGGUCUCUACGGGAAGUUGUUUUUGUUGAGGAUGUCAAGAAUGUUCCUGUCGGCAAGGUGCUGAAGGUGGACGGUGCCUAUGUUGCUGUAAAGUUUCCAGGAACAUCCAGUAACACGAACUGUCCGAACAGCUCUGGCCCGGAUGCUGACCCUUCUUCGCUCCUGCAGGACUGCAGACUCCUUAGAAUUGAUGAACUGCAGGUUGUCAAAACUGGUGGCACACCGAAAGUUCCUGACUGUUUUCAGAGGACCCCCAAAAAGCUGUGCAUACCAGAGAAGACUGAAAUCCUAGCAGUGAAUGUGGACUCCAAAGGUGUGCACGCUGUUUUGAAGACAGGAAACUGGGUACGGUACUGUAUUUUUGAUCUUGCUACAGGAAAAGCCGAACAAGAAAAUAAUUUCCCAACAAGCAGCACUGCUUUUCUUGGUCAGAAUGAGAGGAAUGUAGCUAUUUUCACUGCUGGACAGGAAUCUCCUAUUAUUCUUCGAGAUGGAAAUGGUACUAUCUACCCAAUGGCCAAAGAUUGCAUGGGAGGAAUCAGGGAUCCUGACUGGCUUGAUCUUCCACCAAUUAGCAGUCUUGGGAUGGGUGUGCAUUCUUUAAUAAAUCUUCCUGCUAAUUCAACAAUUAAAAAGAAAGCUGCUAUUAUCAUCAUGGCUGUAGAGAAACAAACCUUAAUGCAGCAUAUUCUUCGUUGUGACUAUGAGGCCUGCCGACAGUAUCUCAUGAAUCUUGAACAAGCAGUUGUUUUAGAGCAGAACCUACAGAUGCUGCAGACCUUCAUCAGCCACAGAUGUGAUGGGAAUCGGAACAUUCUGCAUGCUUGUGUAUCAGUUUGCUUUCCAACUAGCAAUAAGGAAACUAAGGAAGAAGAGGAGGCUGAGCGGUCAGAAAGAAAUACAUUUGCAGAAAGGCUUUCUGCUGUAGAGGCCAUUGCAAAUGCAAUAUCGGUUGUUUCAAGUAAUGGCCCAGGUAAUCGGGCUGGAUCAUCAAGUAGUCGAAGUUUGAGAUUACGGGAAAUGAUGAGACGGUCAUUGAGAGCAGCUGGUUUGGGUAGACAUGAGGCUGGAGCUUCAUCCAGUGACCACCAGGAUCCAGUUUCACCCCCCAUAGCUCCCCCUAGUUGGGUUCCUGACCCACCUUCAAUGGAUCCUGAUGGUGACAUUGAUUUUAUCCUGGCCCCCGCUGUGGGAUCUCUUACCACAGCAGCGACUGGCAGUGGUCAAGGACCGAGCACCUCCACCAUCCCAGGUCCUUCCACAGAGCCUUCUGUGGUGGAGUCCAAGGACCGAAAGGCAAAUGCUCACUUCAUAUUAAAAUUGCUGUGCGACAGUGCAGUUCUGCAGCCUUACCUGCGAGAGCUCCUUUCUGCCAAGGAUGCCAGAGGGAUGACGCCAUUUAUGUCGGCUGUAAGCGGCCGGGCUUACCCUGCUGCCAUUACCAUCUUAGAGACAGCCCAGAAAAUCGCGAAAGCUGAAGUGUCCUCAAGUGAAAAAGAGGAAGAUGUGUUUAUGGGGAUGGUUUGCCCAUCAGGCACAAACCCCGAUGACUCUCCUUUGUACGUCUUGUGCUGCAACGACACCUGCAGUUUUACGUGGACUGGAGCAGAGCACAUCAACCAGGACAUCUUUGAAUGCCGCACUUGCGGUUUACUGGAGUCGCUCUGUUGCUGUACAGAGUGUGCGAGGGUCUGUCACAAAGGCCACGACUGCAAACUCAAGCGAACUUCACCAACAGCCUAUUGUGAUUGUUGGGAGAAAUGUAAGUGUAAAACUCUGAUUGCUGGACAGAAAUCUGCUCGCCUUGAUCUCCUUUAUCGCCUGCUCACUGCUACAAAUCUGGUCACCCUACCAAACAGCAGGGGAGAGCACCUCUUGCUGUUCUUAGUACAGACUGUGGCCAGGCAGACAGUGGAACACUGUCAGUAUAGGCCUCCACGAAUCAGGGAGGACCGUAACCGGAAAACAGCCAGUCCUGAAGAUUCGGAUAUGCCUGAUCACGACUUAGAGCCUCCAAGGUUUGCCCAGCUCGCACUGGAGCGAGUCCUGCAGGACUGGAAUGCUUUAAGAUCUAUGAUCAUGUUUGGGUCACAGGAGAAUAAAGACCCUCUGAGUGCCAGCAGUAGGAUAGGCCAUCUGUUGCCAGAAGAGCAGGUCUACCUCAAUCAGCAGAGUGGCACCAUUCGGCUGGACUGUUUCACUCACUGCCUUAUCGUCAAGUGUACAGCUGAUAUUUUGCUUUUAGAUACUCUGCUGGGCACCUUAGUGAAAGAACUCCAGAACAAAUACACACCUGGACGCCGAGAAGAAGCAGUCGCUGUGACAAUGAGGUUUCUACGGUCCGUGGCAAGAGUGUUUGUCAUUCUUAGUGUGGAAAUGGCUUCAUCCAAAAAGAAAAACAAUUUUAUUCCACAGCCGAUUGGAAAGUGCAAGCGUGUGUUCCAAGCACUGCUCCCUUACGCGGUAGAAGAGCUGUGCAAUGUGGCCGAGUCUCUGAUCGUCCCCGUCAGGAUGGGGAUUGCUCGCCCCACAGCCCCAUUCACGCUGGCCAGCACUAGCAUCGAUGCCAUGCAAGGCAGCGAAGAGCUGUUCUCGGUGGAACCAUUGCCACCACGGCCGUCGUCAGAUCAGUCGAGCAGCUCCAGUCAAUCCCAGUCAUCUUACAUCAUCCGGAAUCCACAGCAGAGGCGCAUCAGCCAGUCACAGCCUGUCAGAGGCCGAGAUGAGGAACAGGAUGAUAUUGUUUCAGCAGAUGUGGAGGAGGUUGAGGUGGUGGAAGGCGUGGCUGGAGAGGAAGACCAUCACGACGAACAGGAAGAACACGGGGAAGAAACUGCCGAGGCUGAGGGCCACCACGAUGAGCAUGAUGAAGAUGGAAGUGACAUGGAGCUGGAUCUGUUGGCAGCUGCAGAGACGGAAAGUGACAGUGAAAGUAACCAUAGUAACCAGGACAACGCCAGUGGGCGCAGAAGUGUGGUCACCGCGGCCACGGCUGGCUCGGAAGCAGGAGCAAGCAGUGUCCCUGCCUUUUUCUCUGAAGACGACUCUCAGUCCAAUGACUCGAGUGACUCUGACAGCAGUAGCAGUCAGAGUGACGACAUAGAGCAGGAGACCUUCAUGCUCGAUGAACCCUUAGAAAGGAGCACCACUAGCUCCCACGCAAAUGGCGCUGCCCAGGCCCCUCGCUCCAUGCAGUGGGCUGUCCGGAAUACGCAACAUCAGCGAGCGGCUAGCACAGUGCCGUCCAGUACAUCUACACCAGCAGCCAGUUCCGCGGGCUUGAUUUAUAUUGAUCCUUCAAAUUUACGCCGGAGCGGCACCAUCAGCACAAGUGCUGCAGCUGCAGCAGCUGCUUUGGAAGCUAGCAAUGCCAGCAGCUACUUAACCUCUGCAAGCAGCUUAGCCAGGGCUUACAGCAUUGUCGUCAGGCAGAUCUCGGACCUGAUGGGCCUCAUCCCGAAGUAUAACCACCUGGUGUACUCGCAGAUUCCAGCAGCCGUGAAACUGACUUACCAAGAUGCAGUCAACUUACAGAACUAUGUAGAAGAAAAGCUUAUUCCCACGUGGAACUGGAUGGUCAGUAUUAUGGAUUCUACUGAAGCUCAAUUACGUUAUGGUUCUGCAUUAGCAUCUGCUGGUGAUCCAGGACAUCCAAAUCAUCCCCUUCAUGCCUCUCAGAAUUCAGCUCGAAGAGAGAGGAUGACUGCACGAGAAGAGGCCAGUUUAAGGACUCUUGAAGGCAGACGACGUGCCACAUUGCUUAGUGCCCGCCAGGGGAUGAUGUCUGCUCGCGGAGAUUUUCUCAAUUACGCUCUUUCUUUAAUGAGAUCUCAUAAUGAUGAGCAUUCGGAUGUUCUUCCCGUGUUGGAUGUGUGUUCAUUGAAACAUGUGGCGUAUGUUUUCCAAGCCCUCAUAUAUUGGAUUAAAGCAAUGAAUCAACAGACAACAUUGGACACCCCUCAACUGGAACGCAAAAGGACACGAGAACUUUUGGAACUGGGCAUUGAUAAUGAAGAUUCAGAACAUGAAAACGAUGAUGACACCAAUCAAAGUGCUACUUUGAAUGAUAAGGAUGAUGAAUCUCUUCCUGCAGAAACUGGCCAAAACCACCCUUUUUUCCGACGCUCAGACUCGAUGACGUUCCUUGGAUGUAUACCCCCAAAUCCAUUUGAAGUGCCUCUGGCUGAAGCCAUACCCUUGGCUGAUCAGCCACAUCUGUUGCAGCCAAAUGCUAGAAAGGAAGAUCUAUUUGGCCGUCCAAGUCAGGGUCUUUAUUCCUCAUCUUCCAGUAGUGGGAAAUGCUUAGUGGAAGUUACAAUGGACAGAAAUUGCCUUGAGGUUCUUCCAACUAAAAUGUCUUAUGCUGCCAAUCUAAAAAAUGUAAUGAACAUGCAAAACCGGCAAAAGAAAGAAGGGGAAGAACAGAGUGCGCUGGCUGAAGAAGCUGAGAGUUCAAAGCCAGGGCCGUCUGCUCAUGAUGUUGCCGCCCAGUUAAAAAGCAGUUUACUAGCAGAGAUCGGACUCACUGAAAGUGAAGGGCCACCCCUUACAUCAUUCAGGCCGCAGUGCAGUUUCAUGGGGAUGCUCAUCUCUCAUGACAUGUUGCUGGGACGUUGGCGCCUGUCUUUAGAGCUGUUUGGCAGAGUGUUCAUGGAAGAUGUUGGAGCAGAGCCUGGAUCAAUCUUAACUGAACUGGGUGGUUUUGAGGUAAAAGAAUCAAAGUUCCGUAGAGAAAUGGAAAAACUGAGAAACCAGCAAUCAAGAGAUUUAUCACUAGAGGUUGACCGGGAUCGGGAUCUUCUCAUUCAGCAGACCAUGAGGCAGCUCAACAACCAUUUCGGCCGAAGAUGUGCCACCACACCGAUGGCUGUCCACAGAGUCAAGGUCACCUUUAAGGAUGAACCAGGAGAGGGCAGUGGCGUAGCACGGAGUUUCUACACAGCCAUCGCACAAGCAUUUUUAUCAAAUGAAAAAUUGCCAAAUCUAGACUGUAUCCAGAAUGCCAACAAAGGUACCCACACAAGUUUAAUGCAAAGAUUGAGGAACCGAGGAGAGAGAGACCGGGAAAGAGAGAGAGAGAGAGAAAUGAGGAGGAGUAGUGGCUUGCGAGCAGGAUCUCGGAGAGACCGGGAUAGAGACUUCAGGAGACAGCUUUCCAUCGAUACCAGGCCGUUCAGACCCGCUUCUGAGGGGAACCCUAGCGAUGACCCCGACCCUCUGCCAGCUCAUCGGCAGGCCCUUGGAGAGAGGCUUUACCCCCGGGUCCAAGCAAUGCAGCCUGCAUUUGCAAGUAAAAUCACCGGCAUGCUGUUGGAAUUAUCCCCAGCGCAGCUGCUUCUCCUGCUAGCAAGUGAAGAUUCUCUGAGGGCAAGAGUCGAUGAGGCCAUGGAGCUCAUUAUUGCCCACGGACGGGAAAAUGGAGCUGAUAGUAUCUUGGACCUUGGAUUAUUAGACUCCUCGGAAAAGGUACAGGAAAACCGAAAGCGUCACGGCUCUAGUCGGAGUGUAGUAGAUAUGGAUUUAGAUGAUACAGAUGAUGGGGACGACAAUGCUCCUUUGUUCUACCAACCUGGAAAGAGAGGCUUUUAUACUCCGAGACCUGGCAAAAACACAGAAGCACGGUUGAAUUGUUUCAGAAACAUUGGCAGGAUUCUUGGACUAUGUCUGUUGCAAAAUGAACUAUGUCCUAUCACAUUGAAUAGGCAUGUAAUUAAAGUGUUGCUUGGUAGAAAAGUCAACUGGCAUGACUUUGCUUUUUUUGACCCUGUAAUGUAUGAGAGUCUGCGACAACUGAUCCUGGCGUCUCAGAGUUCCGAUGCUGAUGCUGUUUUCUCAGCCAUGGAUUUGGCAUUUGCCAUCGACCUGUGUAAAGAAGAGGGUGGAGGACAGGUUGAACUCAUUGCAAAUGGUGUGAAUAUACCAGUCACUCCUCAGAAUGUCUAUGAGUAUGUGAGGAAGUACGCAGAGCACAGGAUGUUGGUAGUUGCAGAACAGCCAUUACAUGCAAUGAGGAAGGGUCUACUAGAUGUGCUUCCAAAAAACUCCUUAGAAGACUUAACAGCAGAAGACUUUCGGCUUUUGGUGAACGGCUGUGGGGAAGUCAAUGUGCAGAUGCUGAUCAGUUUCACCUCUUUCAAUGAUGAGUCAGGAGAGAAUGCUGACAAGCUUCUCCAGUUCAAGCGUUGGUUCUGGUCAAUAGUAGAGAAAAUGAGCAUGACAGAACGGCAGGACCUUGUUUACUUUUGGACAUCAAGCCCAUCGUUGCCAGCCAGUGAAGAAGGUUUCCAGCCUAUGCCUUCAAUCACAAUAAGACCACCAGAUGACCAACAUCUUCCUACUGCAAAUACUUGUAUUUCUCGACUUUAUGUCCCACUCUAUUCCUCUAAACAGAUUCUCAAACAAAAAUUACUACUCGCCAUUAAGACCAAGAAUUUUGGUUUUGUGUAGAGUAUAAAAAGUGUGUAUUGCCGUGUAAUAUUACUAGCUAAUUUUGUAGAUUUUUUUUUUCCCAUUUGUCUAUAAAAGUUUAUGGAAGUUAAUGCUGUCAUACCCCCCUGGUGGUACCUUAAAGAGAUUAAAUGCAGACAUUCCUUGCUGAGUUUGUAGCUUAAAGGCCUGAGAAGCACUGGCACCUUUUGUCUAUGAUGGUUUGCUAGUCGCCAUCUUCUAGGUCUAACCCCAGCCAAAGAUGACAGCAGAACAACAUAAUUUACACUGUGAUUUAUCUUUUUUGCUGAGGGGGAAAAAUGUAAAAUGUUCUGAAAAUUCACUGCUGCCUUUGUGGAAAGUGUUUCGGCAAAGGUUCUUGUAUAGAGGGAAUAGGGAAUUUCAAAAUAAAAAAUUAAGUAUGUUCUGUGUUUUCAUUUUAA